AUGGCCGCGGCAGGGUCCCGCCAGUUCCAGCUCGGGGACAGCGCCUCAUUCCCGGUGUACCGGCCAGUUCACACGGGCGGGACGCUGCUGCCGCCCCCGGGCCCCGCCUCCGCCCCGCUGCACCCCGCGAACCCCUCGGGCCCGGGCCCGGAUCGCGGCGCCCCGGCCGCCUUUUCGGGCUUCCUGGGGAGGGGCCCCGGCCCCGCCGCACUGCCCCCCGCCGGCCGGGACGCGCCAGCGCCCCCCAAAGGCGCGGCCGCCCCGUCGGCCUCCCAGCGCCGCAAGCGCACGUCGUUCAGCCCCGAGCAGCUGCAGCUGCUGGAGCUGGUUUUCCGCCGGACCAUGUACCCCGACAUCCACCUGCGCGAGCGCCUGGCCGCGCUCACGCUGCUCCCCGAGUCCAGGAUCCAGGUGUGGUUCCAGAACAGGCGAGCCAAGUCUCGGCGCCAGAGCGGGAAACCCUUCCAGCCUGCAGGCCGGCCGGAGCUCCUCCUCCCCCACCCCGCCCACGGAACUGAAGCCAGACGUUUGCGGCCCCAGCUGCCCGCCGAGGUGGACGUGAACUGCCCACCUGAUUCCAGCAGGGUCGGAGGGGGCAGCUCUGACCUUAGCUCACAAGGUCAGCACUGUGAAACCUAUUCGCUCCCGGAAGACAUUGGUUCAAAACUGGACUCCUGGGAGGAACACAUCUUUUCUGCCUUUGGUCACUCCUGA
This is a messenger RNA of Phyllostomus hastatus (greater spear-nosed bat), 714 nucleotides long. It is a transcript of the gene MIXL1, whose product is annotated as Mix paired-like homeobox. The coding region runs from base 1 to 714 and encodes 237 amino acids. The transcript has 2 exons. Gene Ontology annotation, molecular function: RNA polymerase II cis-regulatory region sequence-specific DNA binding; DNA-binding transcription activator activity, RNA polymerase II-specific. Gene Ontology annotation, biological process: endoderm development; regulation of transcription by RNA polymerase II; hematopoietic progenitor cell differentiation. The record is from RefSeq and is a predicted model, not a curated record. Lineage: Eukaryota; Metazoa; Chordata; Mammalia; Chiroptera; Phyllostomidae.